This is a messenger RNA of Rhizophagus irregularis DAOM 181602=DAOM 197198, 861 nucleotides long. RefSeq lists its product as uncharacterized. NCBI's taxonomy places the organism in Eukaryota, Fungi, Glomeromycota, Glomeromycetes, Glomerales, Glomeraceae. The record is from RefSeq and is a predicted model, not a curated record.
AUGAGCCAAAACAAGAAAAAAUCGUCAAAUAAAAGAAAACUUCACAAAGCAUCUAAGAAAGUGAACCGGAACCGAAUUUCAACUACUCCUAAUACUAGACAAACUUCAACUACUCCUAGUACUGGACAAACUUCAACUACUCCUAAUACUGGACAAAUUUCAACUACUCCUAAUACUGGACAAACUUCUACCCCCAAAAAAGUUGAUAUAUUGAUUGUUUUACAUUAUUCCAUUCCAUUAUUCAAAGGUGUAUCAUUUAUACUUACUAUAUCAAAAAAAUUUAUCAAUACAGAAACGAAUCAAUACGAAAAAUCUGCAGCAAGUAAAGACAAACUGUCCGAUGAUGUAGAAAUCAUCAAAUCAAGUUCUAUCUCAAAAACAAGUCAAGAUCUGGAAGAAUCUCAUACCAAUAAAGAAAUGGCCAAUGCGCAUUUUCCGAAAAGUUCUUUUGAACAUACCAGAACUAUUAAACCACGAGAAUUUCCUGUUGAACCAUCAGAAUCAUUGGCAUAUAGAUACAAUAAUAGUGAUUAUGAAAAGUUGAAGAGAGAGUUAAAAGAAAUUAAAGGCGAAUUAAAUGAACUUUGGCAAGAUUAUAUCAAAUUACAUUCGCAUAAUAAGUAUAUCAAUCAUAAAAAUGAAACUGAAAUGAAGGUAAUAUUAAAAACAAUGCCUCCUGAAUUAACAUUAAGAUAUGACAAAAAAUUUACAAACAAGAUGAAUGCGGACAUUUUACGACAAUUAAUAUCACGAUUGAUUACUUCCAUGAAGCCUCAAUUUAGUCCUUCGUAUAAGCAUCAUAGAAAAAAAUUGCAUAGAGUCAAAGGUACUAUUUCACUUUUCAAACGUAAUGAUGAUUGA